Molecule: messenger RNA, 2020 nt
Organism: Aphanomyces astaci
Lineage: Eukaryota; Oomycota; Saprolegniomycetes; Saprolegniales; Verrucalvaceae
Exons: 4
Coding region: 18-1868 (616 amino acids)
Source: RefSeq, a predicted model, not a curated record
CUUCAACCAUCUGGUUGAUGCCAGCGUUGAAGGGCAGGCGUCACUUUGGAUUUCCCUCCGUCCUUGCACAUCACACCCGCUCCAUGCUUCCGUACGGCUCUGAAUCCCGAGAGCUCAAGGCCAACGCUGUGCGCAUUUCGCGCAAGUCCACCGAGUACUCGUGGAAGCAAAUCGCCGUGGGUGCAUCGCUCACGGUCAUGGGGGUGGGCUACUGCGCGACGUUGCACAGCAUGAUGAACCAGCAAGCUGCAACCUUGUCGGCCAUGCAACAACAAAUGACCUCGAUGUCGUCCAAGAGCAAUAGCCACGCCGGCGCGAACGUCAUCCUCCCGUUCAACCCGAAGGUCAACACCGCCAAACAACCAGCUCAACCUUUGGCGGCGCUACCGCACAAGUAUGCUGUGGACCACGUCACGCCGCGCAAGACGCAGGACUUGCGCGGCACGUGCUGGGAUUUUGCUACGAUCUCCGUCCUCGAAUACACGUACCGCCAACAAGGCAUCGCCAACGGGUGGUUGGCCCCUAACACGUACGUGUCGUUGUCGGAACAAGCUUACGGCGCCGAUUUGCUCCGGCUGUGCACGACCGUGGACAAGAACAAGUGUUACUUCACGGCGACUCAAAACACCACCGAGGGGGGCUUCGUGCUGGAGCUGCCCCUCCUGGCCAAAGACAUCUCCAUCUUCCCAGAUGCUGUCUGCCCCUACGUGGCCGCGCCUGGCAGCGACACCGUAUGCCCCGGCCAAACUGAAGCCGCCAAGAAAACCAACCCCCUCAAGGUCACCGUCAACAAGUACUCGACCCUCAUCGACGCCGACGACAUCAAGCGCGCGUUGGUUACAGACAAGCGGGCCAUGGCAUUGAGCACGGAGAUGGCUGUGCUGACCCACUACCAACCGUGUGUGGGGGAUUUGACCAAGGACCCUCGCUGUGACGUGGCAUCCCCACAGUGCACGCUAUGUCCGCCCAACUCGUUCCAAACUGCGUGCUGCAUUCCCGUGGGCGAAGGUGAAGAUUACAACAUGGACGGUGAGUUCAUUGCGCACUACGGUAUGGAGAGCGAAGGGGGCCACGCAAUGACAAUCGUCGGAUACAACGACAACUACCGCACCCAGGACGGGGCCACGGGCGGGUACAUCCUCAAGAACUCGUGGUGGGACGGAGUUGAUCCAGUGCUGGGACCCAAGCACGCCCGCGGCAGCCACAGCAUCCGGUACUGGCUGCAGACGAUCACGGCAUUCGAAGAGCGCGCCGCGUGCCCGAACUCGGCCAACCCAAACAACUGGUACUCGUGCCAGGGUAGCACGGGGGUGAUUCAAACCAACUCGUUUGCGGGGCCGACCAAGUCGGUGGUAGCCAACGCCAGCCUAGACAUGUGCUUGACCGAAGCAGUUCGUCUGGACGCGCAGAGCCAAAUCGCCCCGCUGACCCUCCUCUGCCUGGACAAGACCAAGUGCGACCCGUCGCUCGCGUACUACAGACGCAACCUCACGAGUGUCGGUGAUCACUUCAACGUGCUGUGUCUGUUUGAGUACAACUCGACCAAAGGCGCAGUGUCGCAUGAUGUGUGCUUUCCCCCGAUGCUGCUUAUGGACAUUGCCCAUACGCUUCAACCGGUGGCGUCGGAACUGCGAGAAAACGACCCUGACCACUGCGGGUUCUACUUUUACCCGUAUGACAAGCAGCUCCAGCAGUACCAACGAGGGUGGGAGAUGACAGUGGACAACUUGGAUGUGACGUGGGCCGCGCAGUCGUACGCGGCCAACGCCGCCAAGUUCCCCCACCUGGACUACUCGCUCGUGAAAGCGUCCACCAAGACCCAGCACGCCAACCCCAUCUCUGGCCCGUUCCCCAUUGUCGGCGCUUAACCACCAGUCGUCUUGUUUGUGGUGUGGUUGUAAUAUAUGAGAACCAUCCAGCAUCGCCCAUGUUAAAAUGACAAUACUGCUGAGCAAAACAACACCAAUUUAUGUAUUACUUCGAAGUAAUAGUAAGCUUACUGUAGUCGGAGCAGUUCCAC